GUUGUCAAGGUACUCAUCCUCCGCUCUGACGCGCAGGCGUCGUCGACUGUUUCCCUUCGCUUUCCUCCUGCACGAGAGCGCUGGGCUCGUCGUAGAAGCCUAUUCUAUCCGCGUGUCAAGCUCUCCGUCGCUCGUUUCUUCUGUCUUUCUGGGAUUGUAUCUCGGUCCAUCGAGCCUGGUUCUUGCUCGCCCAGCAUCCCCCUCGGUUGUGCUGGUUUUUUGUUUCUUGUCCUUUUUGCUGUGGUCGCGGGAAUCCGAGCACAUGUUUCAUAGUCUAUUUUCUUUCGAUUUGUACUGAACCAUCCGCUUCGAACUGUGGAUUAUGUUCUCAUCUGCAGUAGCGUCGGGGACAACGCUCGCUGCCAGGUCUUACAACAGCCCCACCACAUUCUCUCUCACCGAUGACACCUCUUUAAAUACUGUCUUGGCUGAGAUUCCCCUCUUUUCGGUCGGGCUACUUGCCUUGGCAGUCGUGACUUUCCUUGCAGUUCUGCGCCGGCUGAAGGUCCUCGUUAGCUACCUCGUUGCGGCCGCUCUGCUGGGCUUCCUAGCCGUGAUCCUGGACCUCGUCAAUCUCCUGAACACCACUGUCUCAAAGAAACUCAAUAUCAAAGCGGAUUUGCAAGCGGCUGCGUCGACCAUCGUUGCUAGAGAGAUAUUCUUUGCACUGUCAAUCGGUGCCAGGUUUAUCUUCUUCUGGGCCUUUGUGGCCGAACGUCCUCGUGGAGAAGGUAGUACUGACAGUAUCAAUGAAGCAAAACGCCCGAAUUUCAUCCAUAUGAAUUCCGGUCUAACGCUCCAUAGCGGGAGUUGGGAUCGUUGGGGUGUUAUCGGGAUGAUUCUCAAAUGGGGUCUUCUGGGCCUAUCCGUCAGCAUCCCGAUCCUUCAGAUGAUCUGGCGCAUUGUGACAGCCAUGGCCACUUUUGGACCCGUAUACGACGCCGAUGGGACCUUGCAGAUUGUAGGGUCUGCCCUGUUCGUACUGAAACUGCUGCUCAAUGCAUGGCUCUCUCCGGAUGAAGUACGGUGGCGGGUUCUAUGCCACUACUUGGUCGUAAUCGUCGCAUUGGGCAUUAAUCUGGCUCUUGGCGCUGCUAACCUGCUCUGCUUCGCCUUCUCAGAAACCGUCCUCGGCCGAUUUCUGCAAGCGGUGGAGCUUUAUAUUUUAUUCUUGUACCUUCUUAUCUCAACCUUCCUGCACAAGAAACCAACCCCGCCCCCCUACUCACAGUCCCCGAAGGGUGCUAUGCCUGUCCGUCCGAUCUCUGAUUUCCGUGGUCUCCCCACGAUGUCGGAACUCGACCCUCGAAACUCCACUUUCAACAUCAGCCCACCCUCGGUGUCGACACCGCGGUCAUCUAUUGUCAUUGUCCAGCAGGGCGCUGCAGCUGGCAAUGGACGUCCACAAGUCUCUCGCCAAUCUACUGCUUCCCGGAUGUCCUCCUGGUUAAUGUCUCGCGGCCGGUUGUCACUGUCCAGACCCCGUGACGUUGCUGAACGUGAUGAGCAGCGACUAUGGAACAAGGCUGACGCUGAGAAGGGGUAUGCGGUGGAUAUGCCCUCCCCCGGGCUGCGGGUUUCCGCCUGGAGUCCCGACCCUACGGAGAGUGUGAUGGAACCGCAGCAGAGUGCUAAAUGGGUGGACCCUGUUUACAGCUCAAUGAUGCGUGGUGGCAGCCGAGUGCCAACUGCUAGUGAAGUGAACCUCGCGGAUGACAGUCUGGGGGAUCCCAUCACCGUGGUUACUCCUGGUGCUACGCGGCUGGAAGACGCGAGCAGAAGCACUGAACCCGCAGAAGAAUUACAGGAAAGGGCUUGGUCUCCAAGAUCUUCGCUGGCUCCAACAAUGCCGUCCUACUAUGCUGCUCCUUCGGAACGCCGUUCACCAUCUCCUCAAAAUCUGCCGCCCGCACCUUCGCCAAUCUAUGGCCUGAACGGGCAGACUACUUACCCUUACCGAGAUACUCUGGCCCCUGACUCAUAUGUUGAUCCUGACAGUGGAAUCGAGUCUCAGAGGUCUUCCGGUAUCUCUAUGCUGUUACGCCAACAGCAGGAACUGGACAGAAGUAUCGCCCAGCUGCGGCUUUUCUCGUCACCUCGCUCUACCAUAGACUCUAAGAAUACCGUGCCAGGGAUCGGUGUAGAGUCUGCCUCGCUCAGAAGCGAAUUCACCUUGAGCAACUUCCCACAGCCACCAUGGGGUACCCAAACAGGAGCAGAGAGUGAGCCUGCGACUCCGCGGGCGCGACCUGCUGAGGACGCGGACGACAUACCUAUUGAGUUGGAGCCGCCGCAAAUGCCCGCUGCGAUGGACCAUCGCCGACAAAUCUCGGUCCCGUCGACGACGAGAGGGGACAGUAUUGAUAGUACAAAUACUGUCAAGAACAUCCGGACAGGAAGAUUUGAUUCGCAAGGGACGCAAUACGACGUUACGUCCUUCAUUGGGAAUCUGACCACCCCCGGACCGAGCACGUCGCCAUCUCAGUUCUCCACCGGGCCGCUCAGUGACAUUGCUUCGUCGAAUACCAGCUCGCCUAUCGCCACCGUUGUCUCCCUCCACCAACCUUCCACUUCCGUACACUCUGUGAAGCCCAUUAUCAUCAAUCCAUCCGUGCUCGCCCUCAGCUCCACGGAUGCGGGCGAAGGUACACCACGCCUCGCGCCUCGGAACGUAACAUUUGCAGGCGCCGACGCACCCCCCGCCGCUCCAGCGGGGCCGCGCGCUCCCAUGUUCACCCCGGGAGGCGCGAUGGUGGAGGGCAAGAUGAGGAAGAAGGGGGCAGUCGGUUUGCCCCCGCGGCCGCGUCUCAUGAUCAGCCAGCCGACCCCGCGCGACAGCGGCACCGGUCAGAGCUUUAGACCCGGCGCAUUCGAAGACCCAAGACCGGCUCCUACGUUCACCGAGGACAGUAGCACAUAGGUAGUUAUGGACUACAUGCCAGUAUCUAUUCAUUAUUUGUGACAUAUGCCGGUUGCUUCCAUCGACUCUCGUCAGUAUAUAUGUACUUUUAGUUCUGCUUAGCGUACAGUGUUUUACUAGCUAUCGC
Gloeophyllum trabeum ATCC 11539 is the source of this 3047-nucleotide messenger RNA. RefSeq lists its product as uncharacterized. Bases 323 to 2920 code for a protein of 865 amino acids. The transcript has 5 exons. NCBI's taxonomy places the organism in Eukaryota, Fungi, Basidiomycota, Agaricomycetes, Gloeophyllales, Gloeophyllaceae. The record is from RefSeq and is a predicted model, not a curated record.